UAAGCAGAGGGUCUGUUCUCUCUUUUGAUAUAUUGUAUGUUCAGAUAUUCACUUAAAAUAUUCUGGGGGCCAGGAAAAUUUUGUGAAAAUGCUGGAAGGGAAUUGCAUAUUAGAACUGUAAUAUAUGGUAUAAAUGGUUUCUGCACCCAAACAUUGCAGUUUUGUCUACUGGACAGAAUAUCACACUCUUUCAUUGGUAGUUUAUCAUUUUUCUUUGAAUUAUCCAGCAUACUGACAGCAGCGUGUGAGUGGGGCUUUUAUUUUGGUGUGGUGUUGUGACGUCUUAAGGCUGCGCCGCUCUUCUGCAUGCUGAAGAAAGGACAAACACACAGAAAAACUCCUGGGGAAGCGACUGAGAUCCACUAUUAUAAUGAUGGCGUUUAUUAAAGUGGAGAGUGAAGACAUAAAGAUUGAGUUUAUUAAAGAGGAGAAUGAAGAUGUGAAGAUUGAAAAAGAAUUCAGAGUGAAACAAGAAGAAACUGAUGAACAAACAGACCUAAUGGCACUUAAAGAGGAGACUGAAGUACUAAAUGAAAUGGAAGAGGAAGAUCAACAUAAACGUCAUCAUGGUCUCAUAACUGGGGAAAAUACUUCCUCACAAAAAAUAGUUCAGAAGACAGGAACUAGAAGUCACUUCAUUUGCCAACAGUGUGGAAAGAGUUUCAACAGAAAAGGAAACCUUAAAGACCACAUGAGAGUUCACACUGGAGAGAAAUGUUUCACCUGCCAUCAGUGUGAAAUAAGUUUCACUCUGAAAAAAAACCUUAACAGGCACAUGAAAAUUCACACUGGAGAGAAACCUUACACAUGCCCUCAGUGUGGAAAGGGUUUUGAUCAGCGUGUAAACCUUAAAGUCCACAUGAAAGAUCACACUGGAGAGAAACCCUACAUGUGCACUCAGUGUGGAAAGAGUUUCUUUCAAAAAGGACACUUUAAAGAACACCUGAGAAUUCACACUGGAGAAAGCCAUUUCAUCUGCCAACAGUGUGGAAAGAGUUUCACUCAGAAAGGAAGUCUUAACAGGCAUAUGAGAAUUCACAUUGGAGAGAAGCCUUUCACAUGCCUUCAGUGUGGAAAGAGAUUCACUCAACAUGGAAACCUUGAAGUCCACAUGGUAGUUCACACUGGAGAGAAGCUUUACACUUGCCAAAAGUGUGAAAAAAGUUUCAACCGAAAAGGAAACCUUAAUGCUCACAUGAGAAUUCACACUGCAGAGAGCCUUUUCACCUGCCAACAGUGUGGAAAAGGUUUCACUCUGAAAGGAAGCCUUAAAAAGCACAUGAGCAUUCACACUAGAGAAGAGCCUUAUACAUGCCCUCACUGUGGAAAGAGUUUCAAUGAAAAAGGACACUUUAAAGUCCACUUGAGAAUUCACACUGGAGAGAAACCCUUUAUGUGCCUUCAGUGUGGAAAGAGUUUCAAUGAAAAAGGACACUUUGAAGACCACAUGAAAAUUCACACUGUAGAGAAGUCUUUCACCUGCCAACAAUGUGGAAUAAGUUUCAAUCAUAAAGGAAACCUUGACAGGCACAUGAGAAUUCACUCUGGAGAGAAACCGUUUAAAUGUGGUCACUGUGAAGAGACUUUCAGAUAUAAAGUAACCCUCAAGUACCACAUCAGGGUUCAUGUAUGAGAGUGCUGUUUUAUAUGUCAUCAGUGUGGAAUGAGUUUCACAGACAAGAAUCACCUCAGAAAUCAUGUAAUAACACACCAGAGAGUGGCCUUUCAUGUGCCAUCACACUGGAAAGACUUGCAGAAAUAAAGCAACCUUGAGGUUCACAUAAGCUCCCAAGUGGCAUUUAGAUGAACAUGUAAAAAUGUUCUGCACAUUUCUUUCAAUAACAAAAUAAACCCAAUGAAACAAAAAGUGUUUGUGAAAGCAUCUGAUCAUAGUGAUUACAGGUGGGAAUCUUUUGGUACCUCAUGAUAUCUGAUUUUAUUUAUGCGUAGAUUUGAUUGUAGUUUACUGUUUUGUGUUACUUUUCUUAUCUUGAAAAAAAUCUCACUGAAUUAAUGGGAAACCUUGAAAUUUAUUUUUCUUCCCAUUUUAGUUAACCCAGUAUUAUUAAACUAAUGCCAUUUAAAGGAUUAGUCCACUUUUAAAUAAACUUUUCCUGAUAAUUUACUGAUAAUUUA
This is a messenger RNA of Megalobrama amblycephala (Wuchang bream), 2136 nucleotides long. Its product is annotated as gastrula zinc finger protein XlCGF57.1-like. Bases 371 to 1633 code for a protein of 420 amino acids. The record is from RefSeq and is a predicted model, not a curated record. NCBI's taxonomy places the organism in Eukaryota, Metazoa, Chordata, Actinopteri, Cypriniformes, Xenocyprididae. The transcript has 3 exons.